Messenger RNA from Scheffersomyces stipitis CBS 6054, 225 nucleotides. RefSeq names its product proteasome regulatory particle lid subunit. The record is from RefSeq and is a predicted model, not a curated record. The transcript has a single exon. The coding region runs from base 1 to 225 and encodes 74 amino acids. Gene Ontology annotation, biological process: double-strand break repair via homologous recombination; proteasome assembly; mRNA export from nucleus. NCBI's taxonomy places the organism in Eukaryota, Fungi, Ascomycota, Pichiomycetes, Serinales, Debaryomycetaceae. Gene Ontology annotation, cellular component: proteasome regulatory particle, lid subcomplex; proteasome complex.
AUGUCAGAACAGACUAACACACCAACGGAAGAAAAGGUCAUUAAGACUUUGGAAGAAGACGACGAAUUUGAAGACUUCCCAGAAGACGACAAGUGGACUGGUGAACCCAAUUCCCAUAUCAACCCUUCCAACUUGUGGGAAGAGGACUGGGACGAUGACGACAAUCAGGACGAAUUCUCUAAGAGAUUAAGAGACGAGCUCAGAGCCUCGCAGAAGACAAAUUAG